Messenger RNA from Prorocentrum cordatum, 272 nucleotides. Lineage: Eukaryota; Dinophyceae; Prorocentrales; Prorocentraceae. The record is from the annotation of a GenBank genome assembly.
GUGGGCUCGAAGCAGGGCUGCAGCGGAGCGUUCACACGCCGGCGCGUGCUCCACGGCCCCAGAGGGGCGCUCGGCAGGUAAGCAUCUCGGUGUAUCCGCUCCUCGAGAGGCGGACGCUCGUCGGCAUCGUCGACGCGCUCCAGAGGUGCUUGAGGCUCGCGGAGGAGGAGGCGCAGCAGCAGCGGCUGCAGGUACGCUUCCUCCCACUGGUGUGUCCUGGCCAGCGGGGGAGGCUCACUGGUUUCGUGCAAACAGCUGCGCUCCCAUCGUGA